Messenger RNA from Cydia amplana, 900 nucleotides. RefSeq lists its product as uncharacterized. The transcript has 2 exons. The record is from RefSeq and is a predicted model, not a curated record. The coding region runs from base 52 to 900 and encodes 282 amino acids. NCBI's taxonomy places the organism in Eukaryota, Metazoa, Arthropoda, Insecta, Lepidoptera, Tortricidae.
CUAGAAAAUUAGCAAAUGAAGUAGUAAUUAUUGUGUCCUAGAAUUUCUACAAUGGAAUAUGCUAAGUGUCUUAGAAUUUUGUUUAUGCUCGGUGUCGUGAGUUGUGAUCUAUGUGGAAAGAACAUGGAAAAUUUGUUAAGUGAUAAUGGGCGGUGCCAAGCGCAAUUCAACGGUACUUUCAGUGUGACCGCUGUGAGCGUAGAUAAUGAGAAUGGUGUUGUAACUGUAUUAACUCCCGAUGCCAAUCCAAGCUGUAUAUCCUCAGACACACUAUCAUUGGCUAGUGGUGGGAUUUUGAAAGUGAAGGUUUACACGAAGUCAGUUGCUGUAGAAGACUACUUGACAGUGUUAGUGUAUGAGGCAGAAGAAAACAAUGUUGUUGGCCAAGCAACCCUCCUCGACACUGACAACAGAGUCGGUGAUGAAUGGACAGUUUUAGAAGUUAUGUUAGAAGGAAAACCACAUUACGAUGGUUACAUUAUGCUCGUUGGAAAAGCUUCUUCAAACUCGGAAAUCCUGGUCCAAUCAAUCUGCUACUUUCCUGCAGAACAAAUGAAACUACUCACAACUCAUAAUGAAGCUAUACAGGCAGAUUCAAUUUUAAGUCAUGAAAUUUACAUUGAGUCAGCUACUGAGCGAUCAUUUCUUUUUAACACGGAAGAUUUCUGGACACCCCUUACUAUUUCCCUAGCAGUAAUAAUCCCAGUAAUAUUAUUAGCUUUACUAGGUUGGGGUUGCUUCGCUUUAGGGAAGCGGCAGGGGGCUAAACAAGAGCCUCGAGUAUAUGAAGAUAUUGAUAAUCUUCCAAAGCCGUAUCUUGUUCCAAGAGUCAAGAGCAUGUAUCCAGAAUCCGUUGAAAGCUCUUACGUUGCUAGAAAUAAUAACAUAUACUCUGUUUAA